Oryza sativa Japonica Group (Japanese rice) is the source of this 709-nucleotide messenger RNA. The record is from RefSeq and is a predicted model, not a curated record. NCBI's taxonomy places the organism in Eukaryota, Viridiplantae, Streptophyta, Magnoliopsida, Poales, Poaceae.
AAUCCUCUCAUCCAGCCGUCAUCUGCGCUGCGCGUCGCGUAUCCUCCAUCUCCACCUUCCCCUCAUCCCCUGCGACCCGGUGCCGCCGGCGCGCCGCCCCUCCACCGUGAGAAUCAAACUCUCGCCGCCGGCCAUGUCGUUGCCCUCCCCGUCGGCCGCCUCUCCGCUUUCCCCGGUCUCAUUGCUGCUCUCCCCUCGCUGCCCUCCCCCGGCCCUCGUCGCCGCCGCCCCCCUCCUCCCCUCCCGGCGGCCGCCUGUCUACCCUCCCCCGGUCACAUCGCUGCCCUCCUCGCUGGCCAGCUCUCUGCCCUCCCCUGGCCGGCUCUCCUCCCUCCCCUGCAGCCGGCUUUCUUCCCUCCUCCUCGCUAACCGCUUGCCUGCAUUAGUUCUGUAUUUGGAGUCGACACCUACGCAUUUGAUUCAGGCUCUUCUGUUCAUUGCAGGUGCUCAUUUGAUAUGCUACCCCGGUGCAUUUAACAUGACUACAGGGCCAUUGCACUGGGAAUUACUGCAAAGGGCAAGGUGGUGUAAAAGGUCGUUGCUCUGAUGCAAAGAUGGAAAGAGUUGCUAAAUGAGGGCGAUCAAGGGCAAGUCGAUAAGGGGAAGGAAGUGAUCCUGGAGAAUUUGGCGCGACUUCGGCAACUGUGUGAUCCUCCUGAAUCUGAUUUUGUUUUGUUUUGUUUUGUUUUGUUUUUUGGGGUGGGGGGGG